UGCCGAUGUGAAGCAGUUCUCUUCUCACAUGUCCUUCACAUCCUGAGCUCUGACAGCAAAGCAUCCCACUGUACUGUAACUAUGGCAGCUCAGGUCACUGAAUCAGACCAGAUCAAACAGUUUAAAGAAUUUCUGGGAACCUACAAUAAACUGACAGAAAACUGCUUCAUGGAUUGUGUGAAAGAUUUCACUACGAGAGAGGUCAAGCCAGAAGAGACUACAUGUUCUGAGAGCUGCUUACAGAAGUAUCUGAAGAUGACGCAGAGGAUCUCCAUGCGCUUUCAGGAAUAUCACAUCCAGCAGAAUGAAGCGUUGGCUGCUAAAGCCGGUUUAUUAGGACAUCCACGGUAAUCAUCUGCUGCUGGACUGAACUCCAGACCGUUACGCCAGGCUCUCUCUAUUCCAGCAUGGAGCAGCGCGGCAGGGCAGGGGACGCAGGCACUGGGAAUAGUGUGAGAGGUCCUCUUAACGUCUGCCGGCUCUUCGGAUAACUGGAUCAUUGGGAAUUUUGGUUUCCCAAAGGACAGACACUCUCAUUUUGACCGUUAUGCUGGUCUUCCGUAAAACACGAAAGCUCUUGAUUGUUUUUAUGUUAAUGUGCUACAAAAUAAAAUAUUAGU
Messenger RNA from Sinocyclocheilus anshuiensis, 620 nucleotides. RefSeq names its product mitochondrial import inner membrane translocase subunit Tim9-like. The record is from RefSeq and is a predicted model, not a curated record. The coding region runs from base 82 to 351 and encodes 89 amino acids. Lineage: Eukaryota; Metazoa; Chordata; Actinopteri; Cypriniformes; Cyprinidae. The transcript is spliced from 4 exons.